AUGGCGACUCGAAGCGCAGCUCUCAAGCUUGACUGGACCAAGGUCACCAGCUCCCUCGGUCUCCGUGGCCAGACCGUUGCCUCCCUGCAGGCCUUCAAGAAGCGCAACGAGGACGUCCGCCGUAAGGUUCAGCAGCUCCAGGAGCAGCCCACCACCGUCGAUUUCUCCCAGUACCGAUCCAUCCUCAAGAACCAGGCUAUCAUCGAUGAGAUCGAGAAGCGAUUCAGCGCCUUCAAGCCUGUCACCUACGAUGUUAGCCGACAACUGAAGGCCAUCGACGCUUUCGAGGCCGAGGCCGUCAAGAACGCCGAGGCUACCAAGGAGGCCGUUGACCUUGAGCUUAAGGAUCUUGCCGCUACCCUCAAGAACAUCGAGGAGGCCCGACCAUUCGAGGAGCUCACUGUCGACGAGGUUGCCGCUGCCGAGAAGUCUAUCGACGAGAAGACUGAUCAGCUCGUUUCCAAGGGCCGAUGGAUGGUGCCAGGAUACAAGGAGAAGUUCGGCGACUUGGCUGUGGUUUAA
Messenger RNA from Fusarium tjaetaba, 522 nucleotides. Its product is annotated as ATP synthase subunit D mitochondrial. Bases 1 to 522 code for a protein of 173 amino acids. Gene Ontology annotation, molecular function: proton transmembrane transporter activity. The transcript is spliced from 4 exons. The record is from RefSeq and is a predicted model, not a curated record. Gene Ontology annotation, biological process: proton motive force-driven ATP synthesis. NCBI's taxonomy places the organism in Eukaryota, Fungi, Ascomycota, Sordariomycetes, Hypocreales, Nectriaceae.